CUUCUCACUCUUCCUGCUCCCUCCAUUGUACUCCACACACACAGCUUACCUGUAUUACAGUUUUUUUCAGUCGCUAACAAGCGUUUGUCCAAACAGUUGUCACAUUUGCAAAACUCUAAACACAAUUAGCACAGCAUCGGUCUGUUGUGGCCAUACCAUUCACACAUUUCAUGUCGUGUUCACCCAAUAUGCAGUCAGUGAACACAUUUCCACAAUGCUUACAUUUUCUUAACAGACAAGCUAUACCUCCCAACAAAAUUAUGGACUGUUUUUGUAGUAUUUACGAAUGUUAACACACAACAUCCCACAAUAGCAAAAACAAUAUUCCAAACCUUAGAUACAGUAUAAAAACCUCUGCUUCUGCAAUGAUAUCAGUACAAAAACAAUAUCAAUAUCAAAAAUAUAUCUCAGCUGAUAAUAAACAAACAAUUGAAUAAUUGACACACAGCUGAUUUAUGUUGGGUAAAUUGGGCCAACCACAGCUUAUUCCAUUCUGGCUUAGACUCAGUGGGGUUUAUAAGGCAAGACCUUGAGGAGUGAUGUUUUUGGAAACAAAAAAAAGACAAACACUGUAAUGUCUGGUCGAGGAAGAGUAAGAGCAAAGGGCCCAGGGAGAAGAGCAGGCCCAAGGAGAGGGCAAGGUAGAGGUGUAAGAAUGCGUGGUGGUGGCAUUCCAAGGGCUGCAAGAACAGUAGUCAGUGAUGAAAUUCGUGCCACUAUCAUUGACCAUGUAAUAAACCAUGGUCUUUCACUAAGAGAGGCUGGUGAAAGAGUGCAGCCCAAUUUGAGGCGGUCAACGGUUGCCUCCAUUAUACGCAUCUUUCAACAAACCAACAGGUAAGUAUUGCAUUUUACAUGGAUUGUUUCUAUUCUCACUUGACAUGUCAAUAUGGUCAUACAGUAAUGCAUAUGUUGAAUUUUUUGUCUUUCUAAAGAAUACAACGUCUUCCACCCUCUGGGGGAAGAGGAAAGCUCCUCAGUAAUGAUCAGGAGCUUGCCAUUGUAGAAAUGGUUGCUGCAAAUAAUGCAAUAAAACUGCGUGAAAUUCAAACUAGAAUUGUGGCGGACCAUGAGAUAUUUGACAAUAUCGAUAGAAUCAGCCUCACAACCAUUACGCGGACAUUGUCCAAACACAGAGUGCGGAUGAAGCAGCUCUACACUGUUCCCUUUGAGAGGAACAGUGAGAGGGUCAAGGAGCUACGACGACAAUAUGUCCAGAGAGUUAUGGAAUUGGAGGCCAACCAGGCCCCUCAUGAAUUCAUAUACAUCGAUGAGGCAGGAUUCAAUCUGGCCAAAAGGCGUCGACGUGGACGAAAUGUAAUUGGAAAAAGGGCCACAGUUGAUGUGCCAGGACAGAGAGGGGCAAACAUUACCAUGUGUGCAGCAAUUGCAAAUGCAGGAUUACUCCUUCACAGAUGUCAGGUUGGACCCUAUAAUACAGAGCGCUUGCUUGCCUUUCUCAAUGAUCUCCACCAGCGCCUGGUUCCAGAGCAGGGUCAGGAGGGUGAAAACAUGAGGACCUUUGUAAUUACCUGGGACAAUGUGGCUUUCCAUCACUCGCAAGCAAUAACAACAUGGUUUGAAGUCCACCCAAGACUGGUAAGUCUCUUCCUUCCACCCUAUUCACCUUUCCUCAACCCCAUAGAGGAGUUCUUUUCUGCAUGGAGGUGGAAGGUUUAUGACCAUCAGCCACAUGACCAGAUGUCCCUCCUUGAAGCCAUGGAUGCUGGCUCCAGGGACAUCACAGUUGACGAUUGCCAAGGGUGGGUCCGACAUACCAGGCGGUUUUAUCCCAGGUGCAUCGACUUGGAUAACAUCAGAUGUGAUGUUGAUGAAAACAUGUGGCCUAACCCUGAAGAUCGCAGAGAUUAGAUGCAAAUUUUUUGCCUUUUUUUAGCCCCCCUCCCCCUCCCCCCCUUUUUAUCUUGGCUUUUUGCUGUUGUUUUUUUGUUCAGAAUGCUCUUGUGUGUUUCAUGGAUAUUUUGUUCACUGUAAGCAAUACUGUAAAACUUUCUCUGUCCUAUCAUACCGUGUUUCUACUGUACCUCCUGUAGUAAACAGUAAAGAAACAAAAACUUGUUUGCUUUUUACUGGAAUGCUUUUGAAUGUGAACAUUACUGUACAUGUGGACAUACAGUUACCAACCAAGACAUUUCUGGUGUCAAAAUGGUGGAUUGCAUGUUUCGCAUGCAAAUACCUGUAAAACUGAAACAUAAAAGUCUAUGCAGUUUUUGUAAUGUCAAUAAUAGCCAGUAUUUUGAAACCUGGUGUACUUUGAUUGACUGCAUGUACCUUGUGAAGUGAAAACAAGUGUUAUUCUUUGACAGACUAAUUUCAUUUUGAGUCAGAUUUAUAGUGUUUUUGUACAGUUAGUGUGUGCAGAGAAAGAUGUGUUCUAUUUUGAAAUGAAGAGUUAGUAUAUAUUUAACAAAAUGUAUUUUUGAGAAGAAAAUUAUCCAUUUGGCCAAUUGUGUUUUGUAGGUGUGAGUCUGUGUUAAGAGUUUAGAAAAAGUAUCUGAAGUAUGGGUAGGCGCUUGUUAGCGAUUGAAAAAAACU
This is a messenger RNA of Oreochromis niloticus (Nile tilapia), 2556 nucleotides long. RefSeq lists its product as uncharacterized. NCBI's taxonomy places the organism in Eukaryota, Metazoa, Chordata, Actinopteri, Cichliformes, Cichlidae. Gene Ontology annotation, molecular function: nucleic acid binding. The record is from RefSeq and is a predicted model, not a curated record. The transcript has 2 exons. The coding region runs from base 1009 to 1872 and encodes 287 amino acids.